This is a messenger RNA of Penaeus monodon (black tiger shrimp), 798 nucleotides long. RefSeq lists its product as uncharacterized. The coding region runs from base 1 to 798 and encodes 265 amino acids. NCBI's taxonomy places the organism in Eukaryota, Metazoa, Arthropoda, Malacostraca, Decapoda, Penaeidae. The transcript has a single exon. The record is from RefSeq and is a predicted model, not a curated record.
AUGACAGAAGUAAGAGUAGUAAGAGUAAUAAGUCUAAUAUUAGUGUUAAACAAGAGUGUCAAGAGUGACAAGAGUGUCAAGAGUGUCAAGAGUGACAAGAGUGACAAGAGUGACAAGAGUGUCAAGAGUGACAAGAGUGACAAGAGUGACAAGAGUGACAAGAGUGGCAAGAGUGUCAAGAGUGACAAGAGUGACAAGAGUGACAAGAGUGUCAAGAGUGGUGACAAGAGUGACAAGAGUGUCAAGAGUGUCAAGAGUGACAAGAGUGGCAAGAGUGACAAGAGUGACAAGAGUGGCAAGAGUGACAAGAGUGACAAGAGUGGCAAGAGUGACAAGAGUGUCAAGAGUGACAAGAGUGGCAAGAGUGACAAGAGGGGCAAGAGUGGCAAGAGUGACAAGAGUGUCAAGAGUGACAAGAGUGACAAGAGUGGCAAGAGUGGCAAGAGUGACAAGAGUGACAAGAGUGGCAAGAGUGACAAGAGUGUCAAGAGUGACAAGAGUGACAAGAGUGACAAGAGUGACAAGAGUGACAAGAGUGUCAAGAGUGACAAGAGUGGCAAGAGUGACAAGAGUGACAAGAGUGUCAAGAGUGACAAGAGUGGCAAGAGUGACAAGAGUGACAAGAGUGGCAAGAGUGGCAAGAGUGACAAGAGUGACAAGAGUGGCAAAAGUGACAAGAGUGACAAGAGUGACAAGAGUGACAAGAGUGACAAGAGUGGCAAGAGCAGCAAAGUGAAGAAUAAAGAGAGAAAGCAAUUAAAAUGGAGCAUCAAGAUUGAUAUGAAUGGUAAGGAGUGA